CUGCAGGCGGCGGGAGAAACGGCGGCAGCUGGACGCGCGCCGCAGCAAGUGCCGCAUCCGCCUGGGCGGCCACAUGGAGCAGUGGUGCCUCCUCAAGGAGCGGCUGGGCUUCUCCCUGCACUCGCAGCUCGCCAAGUUCCUGUUGGACCGGUUAGGGGCCGGGAGAAGGGCUUGGGGGAGGGUACCCAGGCAGCAGCCCCUAGCCUCCUCUCCAGGGCCUGUCCUGCUGCUCUUUUCCACCCUCAGGUUUCUCACUUUACCAGGACGGCCUGUGUGACUUGUGGCCUGCGAGGGUCCUGCUCCCCUCCUCAUGGUCUCAGCGAAUAGCGGCCCUUAGGGCUGGCCCCUUACAUGUGUGAGUGCCCAGGGCUGAGGGUGGCUGGCCACCUGAGUCCUGACCUGCCUCUUCUCCUGCUGGCAGGUACACUUCUUCAGGCUGUGUCCUCUGUGCAGGUAGGUAGGGGGUGGCAGGGGGUGAGAGCCAGAGGGAAGAGGGACCGCAGGGUGACCCAGAAACACCCUCCUUUCAAAGGGAGCCCUGAGUGAGUUUGGGAAGGGUGGGGUGAGUUGGGGAGCACAGGGUAGUUCGAUGGCGGCAACCUCUGGGUGGGGAAGGGAGCAAUGUCUCAGGAUCUAGUGUGCCUAGGUUCUGAAGAAUGAUAAAUUGGACUGGGGCUGAGGUUGCCCUGGGGUUUGAGGGAACAGGGCUCCCUGGGUAUGGCUCUCCAGGGUGAGAGGAGGAGACUUCCCAGUUCAGCCUGACUGCUUCCCCCACCCCUCCAGGUCCCGAGCCUUUGCCUCCAAAAGGUCUGCAGUAUCUGGUGCUCUUGUCUCAUGCCCACAGCCGAGAGUGCAGCCUGGUGCCCGGGCUUCGGGGGCCUGGCGGCCAAGAUGGGGGGCUUGUGUGGGAGUGCUCAGCAGGCCAUACCUUCUCCUGGGGACCCUCUUUGAGCCCUACACCUUCAGAGGCACCCAAGCCAGCCUCCCUUCCACAUACUACCCGGAGAAGUUGGUGUUCCGAGGCCACAAGUGGGCAGGAGCUUGCAGAUUUGGAAUCUGAGCAUGAUGAGAAGACUCAAGAGGCCAGGUUGCCCAGGAGGGUGGGACCCCCACCAGAGACCUUCCCACCUCCAGGAGAGGAAGAGGGUGAGGAAGAAGAGGACGAUGAUGAGGAUGAAGAGGAGAUGCUCAGUGAUGCCAGCUUAUGGACCUACAGCUCCUCCCCAGAUGAUAGUGAGCCUGAUGCCCCCAGACUACUCCCUUCCCCUGUCACCUGCACACCUAAAGAGGGGGAGACACCACCAGCCCCUGCAGCACUCUCCACUCCUCUUGCUGUGCCGUCCUUGUCAGCAUCCUCAUUGAGUUCCAGAGCUCCUCCACCUGAAGAAGUCAGGGUGCAGCCAGAGCUCAGCAGGACCCCUCAAGUGGCCCAGCAGACUGAGGCCCUGGCCAGCACUGGGAGUCAGGCCCAGUCUGCUCCAAGCCCGGCCUGGGAUGAGGACACUGCACAGAUUGGCCCCAAGAGAAUUAGGAAAGCUGCCAAAAGAGAGCUGAUGCCUUGUGACUUCCCUGGCUGUGGAAGGAUCUUCUCCAACCGGCAGUAUUUGAAUCACCACAAAAAGUACCAGCACAUCCACCAGAAGUCUUUCUCCUGCCCAGAGCCAGCCUGUGGGAAGUCCUUCAACUUUAAGAAACACCUGAAGGAGCACAUGAAGCUGCACAGUGACACCCGGGACUACAUCUGUGAGUUCUGCGCCCGGUCUUUCCGCACAAGCAGCAACCUUGUCAUCCACAGACGUAUCCACACUGGAGAAAAACCCCUGCAGUGUGAGAUAUGUGGGUUUACCUGCCGCCAGAAGGCUUCCCUGAACUGGCACCAGCGCAAGCAUGCAGAGACGGUGGCUGCCUUGCGCUUCCCCUGUGAAUUCUGCGGCAAGCGCUUUGAGAAGCCAGACAGUGUUGCAGCCCACCGUAGCAAAAGUCACCCAGCCCUGCUCCUAGCCCCUCAAGAGUCACCCAGUGGUCCCCUAGAGCCCUGUCCCAGCAUCUCUGCCCCUGGGCCUCUGGGAUCCAGCGAGGGGCCCAGGCCCUCUGCAUCUCCUCAGGCUCCAACCCUGCUUCCUCAGCAAUGAGCUCUCCUCCAGCUUUGGCUUUAGGGAGCCAGACUCCAGGGACUGAAAAGGAGCAAUGAGGAGAGGGUCUGCUUGAGAAUGCCAGAUGAUUGGUCCCCAGGAACUAAGGUGACAGAGUGCAGGGUGGGGGCAAGACUGGGCUGUAGGGGAGCUGGACUACUUUAGUCUUCCUAAGGGACAAAAUAAACAGAGUAUUUUAUGCA
This is a messenger RNA of Symphalangus syndactylus (siamang), 2335 nucleotides long. It is a transcript of the gene ZNF692, whose product is annotated as zinc finger protein 692. Gene Ontology annotation, cellular component: PcG protein complex; transcription regulator complex; chromatin. Gene Ontology annotation, molecular function: RNA polymerase II cis-regulatory region sequence-specific DNA binding; DNA-binding transcription factor activity, RNA polymerase II-specific. Gene Ontology annotation, biological process: regulation of transcription by RNA polymerase II. The record is from RefSeq and is a predicted model, not a curated record. NCBI's taxonomy places the organism in Eukaryota, Metazoa, Chordata, Mammalia, Primates, Hylobatidae.